AUGAUUCUCUUCUAUCUUUUGAUAGGGUUAGCCAGCUUUGUUCGAUCUGAUUUUGUGGAUAUAGCAUGUGAACGGAAUCCUGGAUUACCCUAUUGCAAAUCGCUCGAUGUCAGAAGGAAAGAACCCACUGAACCGGAAGACCCGUUCGAAGAUAAGUUCGAACCACGAGAGGGACGAAAAAGUGGUGAGGAUGACAUUUCUCUGGAAAUAGAGGAAGCUACUACGAUACGUCCCCGACGUUCAACUACUUCAGUACCACCACAGCGACAGAACAUACUGUACACGAUAUUCCCAACGCUGCAGCUCGAGAAAGACUGGAGGAAAUACUGUCCUGUUAAUCAGUAUACCUUUCAAGUUACUUGUCUUCCUGGAAAAAAACUGCGCUAUGAUUUACAGGUGUUUUGCCAGGAAUUCUCCGAAAAUUGCGGCGUUCCUAAUAUCAACCUUUAUCCCAGUAGACAUGUGGACCAAUCGGAUGUUGGUCGACCAAAAGGUUAUGGGCAGAAGCAAAAAAACGGCCAGCUGGGCUUGGGUCGUAGUUUUGGAUUUGGCCUCGGGGCCAUUCCAGGGUUUGAAGUUGCAGCAAGCCAAGGCGCAGACGUCGGCAGUGGAAAUUUGCCAUUCCUGAAUCAGAUCGGCGGUGCUAUGCUGAACUACGGGGUGGAAAUGGGAGCUCUUGGACAGAGAAUUGGCAAAGGACCUGCUAGAUCCAUGAAUGCACUCACUCAUGGAUAUCCAUCGUUUGGUCUCACCGGACAACCGAACAAUGGUGACAGAAAAUUCAGCCAAGAGGCACUCAGAUCAUUUGGAGUACCCAAUGUACCGGGUCUGAGUAAAAUACUUAAUAAACUCGGCGGCAACCGGCCCAACAAGAGAGUACGCGGCUAUGAGCCUGGAUAUGGAGCUGUCAACCCGAACGCGCCGCUCGCUAUCGGGAAGGUCGACCGCGACGCUAUCAACCUACCUGGCGGCUUCGGUGACGUCGAAAUUGAGAAGGGUGGGGGAUUUGGAUUCGGAAAAUAA
Necator americanus (New World hookworm) is the source of this 1023-nucleotide messenger RNA. RefSeq lists its product as uncharacterized. The record is from RefSeq and is a predicted model, not a curated record. Lineage: Eukaryota; Metazoa; Nematoda; Chromadorea; Rhabditida; Ancylostomatidae. The transcript is spliced from 10 exons. The coding region runs from base 1 to 1023 and encodes 340 amino acids.